GCAACAUGGUACAUUCGUAGGACGACGCAUUUCCGGGUGUGCGUACAUCCCCAGUGAAAAGUAACAUUUUACAUUCUAACGCGUGUUGCGUCUGCGCAGCGGAUUACUAGUCAAAUUUGAUUUUAGAUGCAGAAGCAAAAUGGCAUCUUCCUGUGUGCAGCUGUGUAUCAGGCACAGACUUGUUCUUCCGCUGAAGACGGUGGCUUUGACCGUCUGCACUCAAGCUCGUCGUUGCCAUACAUUCAUGAGGCCUCGUCGACCUCCAGAUGUCUCUGGGAUGCAAGCAAAAUAUCAGCAGAGACCAUGCAUCUGCUUUUAUAGUAAUACGAUCUCUAAACAGGAAGACAAAGAGUCAAACCAGUUAAUACACCUGAAUGAUGAUCUGUCGUCAAAUGAAAGCCCCACAUCGUUAGAUCAGGAUGCUGCCACCAGAUUGCACGCGCUGGAGGAGAUCAGCGACGAAGAGGCUGCGAGUCUAACACCAUAUCCGUCCAUCCCUCCAGCCUCCGUCUCUCUCAGAGAAUACGUUGACCAGUCGGAGACGCUUCUAAAACUAGUGCAGCUUGGGGUGAACCUGUGGAAGCUGGAGCAGAGGCCCAAUGUCGGCUCCAUGCUGCUCCGUCUCGUCUUUGAUAAGGACGUGGCUCCGAGGCUGCUGUUCCUCAAAAGCAUCGGCGUGGACGACUCUCGUCUGGGCUACGUCGUCACGCACAACCCGUUAGUCCUCACGGAGGAUUUGGAAAACCUUCAGGCCAGGGUGAACUAUCUCAAGUCCAAAAAGUUCACGGCCGAGAAUGUAGCGUCGAUGGUGUCCAGAGCUCCUUAUCUUCUCAACUUCAGCGUGAAGAGGCUGGACAACCGCCUGGGUUUCUAUCAGCAACAGCUGGGCCUCAACGCAGCCAACACUCGUAACAUUGUCGCACGUCUGCCCAGACUGCUGUGUGGCAGUUUGGAGCCAGUUAAAGAAAAUCUCAAGGUGUGCGAAAUUGAGCUUGGCUUCAAAGCCAAUGAGAUCCAACACAUGGUCUUGGCUGUCCCCAAAAUUCUGACGGCCAACAAGCGAAAGUUGACUCAAAUAUUCGACUUCCUCCACAACACCAUGAAGGUGCCACAUCACCUGAUCGCCAAGUUCCCACAGGUCUUUAAUAACAAGUUCCUGCGCAUAAAAGAGCGCCACCUGUUCUUGCAGUACCUGGAACGGGCACACUAUGACCCAGAUCAAAGCAGCUACGUUUCUCUGGAGCGCUUGACGUCAUCUCCGGAUGACACUUUUUGUACUGAGGUGGCUUUGGCCACGCUGGAAGAUUUUUACGUCUUCCAAAAGACGCUUUAACGUAAUAUUUCUUGGCGUGGUGAAAUUGGCUUUUUCUGUCAAUGCCAUUUAAAUUUGGGUGAGAGGCAGGUUCCACCCUGGACUGGUCAGGAAUCACUCACGUCACACAAACACGCACUUGCUCACAUUCACACACUAUAAUGACAAUUUAAAAUCUUUAGGGAACCUAAACUGUGUGUUUUUGGACAGUGGGAGGAAACUGGAGUACAAGUAUCCAGUGUUUUUCAAUGGACUUUUUGGACCUAAAUGUAUUUUUUCCUUUUUCGCUAUUUACAAAACCCCAAUGGUACUGUACACUGCCAGCACUGUAUUACACUUAUUGAAUUAAAACCAAACAAUAGCUCACAUUAUUUUUAUCUGAAACUAUAAGUAAAAUGUGUUAAAUUGCAUUUGAAAUUUCACGUUUUCUGUAAAAAAAAUAAAAUUGUCCAACUCGA
Syngnathus acus (greater pipefish) is the source of this 1770-nucleotide messenger RNA. RefSeq names its product mitochondrial transcription termination factor 3 (gene mterf3). Gene Ontology annotation, biological process: regulation of DNA-templated transcription; mitochondrial ribosome assembly. Gene Ontology annotation, cellular component: mitochondrion. NCBI's taxonomy places the organism in Eukaryota, Metazoa, Chordata, Actinopteri, Syngnathiformes, Syngnathidae. Gene Ontology annotation, molecular function: double-stranded DNA binding. The record is from RefSeq and is a predicted model, not a curated record. Bases 140 to 1333 code for a protein of 397 amino acids. The transcript is spliced from 8 exons.